Messenger RNA from Vombatus ursinus (common wombat), 1576 nucleotides. It is a transcript of the gene TRADD, whose product is annotated as TNFRSF1A associated via death domain. The transcript has 5 exons. Gene Ontology annotation, biological process: positive regulation of canonical NF-kappaB signal transduction; extrinsic apoptotic signaling pathway. NCBI's taxonomy places the organism in Eukaryota, Metazoa, Chordata, Mammalia, Diprotodontia, Vombatidae. Gene Ontology annotation, molecular function: transmembrane receptor protein tyrosine kinase adaptor activity. Gene Ontology annotation, cellular component: tumor necrosis factor receptor superfamily complex. The record is from RefSeq and is a predicted model, not a curated record. The coding region runs from base 112 to 1053 and encodes 313 amino acids.
CUCCUCCCUGCUCCCCCUCCCCUUGGGCUCUGCGCAAACCCGGAAGAACGGGUGGACAGAACCGGUCUUCGAGAGCCGGAGCAGCGGGGACCAGACGGCUUGGAGCCUGGGAUGGCAGAUGACUCCAGGAAGAUGGCAGAUGGCCUCCAGGAGUGGAGCGGCAGUGCCUACCUGUUUGUGGAAUCGUCGAUGGAGAAAGUAAUUUUGCCUAAUCUAUACCAAGAUCCUCGGCAGAAGCUGGCAAUAUUUCGGGUCCUUAAAUUGGCACUGGCAGGAUGCACCGGGAGCCAGGAUGGAGUACAGAUCCUGAAGAUUCACUGCAGCAACCCGCAGCUGAUCGUGCAGAUGAAGUUCUGCGGGCAGGAACCGUGCACCCGCUUCCUCCGGACCUACCGCGAGGGGGCUCUGCGGGCCGCCCUGCAGGAAAGCCUGGCGGCCUUGCUCGGCCACGCCCAGCACAUGGUGCCGCUGCACCUGGAGCUGCGCGUGGGGUCCGAGCGGCUGGACUUGAUGCUGCAGGAGGAGGAGCGCUGUUUGCGCUGCAUCCAGCAGGCCAAGCCGGACCGGCUCCGAGAUGAGGAGAUCGGCGAGCUGGAGGAUGCUUUCCGGAGCCUGACCUGCGAUCCAGGGGGCGGUGGAGCCCCUAAGGCCUCUGCUCCCAAGGCGCCAGCCCACUCGCCCCCUCCGCCCGCGCCCGCACAGACCUUUGUGUUCCAGGGUCAGCAGAUUGCUAACCGUCCGCUGGGCCUGGAGGACCGACAGAAGUUCGCCCGCUCCGUGGGCCGAAAGUGGCGGACGGUAGGCCGGGCGCUGAACUGCCGGGCCCUUCGGGAGCACGACCUGGACUCCUUGGCCUACGAGUACGACCGCGACGGGCUUUACGAGCAGGCCUUCCAGAUGCUGCACCGCUUUGUGCUGGCCGAGGGCCGCCGGGCCACCCUGCAGCGCCUCGUCGAGGCUCUAGACAAGAGUAGUCUCACCAGCCUGGCCGAGGACCUGCUAGGGCUGCCGGCGCACCGGGAGUACCAGGAACAGGAAGAGAAACAGGAUUAGGCGGCCGAGCUGGCCGCCAAAGCACUACCGGCCCCCCCUAACUUGAGCCAGCACGAUCCAGACCUGUUGGACUAAGGGGGGGAUGCCUGAUUUGCCUGGAGCCGGGGCAGGGGCCCAGACCUACUCCAAGUACUGAGAAGACUGUACUCUGAGACGGGUGCAGGAGGGCUGAAGGACUGGGAUCCUGCCCCUCUCCCACCCUUUGAUCAAACACAGAUGGGGCCUUACCCUGAAUUAGGCCCUAAUACGCUGUAUUAGGCCCUCCUGAUGCCCACCCACCCAUAGCUAUCCAUUGUCUCAGCUAGAGGCGAAAGCACUUUGAAGAUGUCCCACGCCAGCUCCUUGUAUCCCAGAGACACAGCUAGAACGUAACCGAAUAUCAUAGAUUAGUAAAGGGCCCUGUGGCUUUGAUGUGACAACUGAGAGUCUGGGUCAAGGUGGGGAGGUGCAUUAGGAGAAGAGAAAGAAGGGGGGGAGGGUUUAAUAAUAUUUAUAAGGCUAUUAAAGCUUCAAAUUUCCCUAA